AAUGAAGCGGCGACCCCUGACUCUAGCUUCUGCUGGAGCCGAUAACAUGAAGAUGGACUUCUCCCAGUCAGAGGUGCAAAAGCUGAUGGAGCAGGAGGUUCCCAGUGCAACUGAAACUAAACUCAAGGGAUUAAUAGAAAGUAUUCAAAAGCUUGAACAUGGAGUGAACUUUGAAAGGUCCAUUGAAAAACUUGAGGCACGAGUUAAAAUAUUGUCUAAAAGAGCAGAAGCUGCUAUUGACUAUGUGACAAAGCUGCAAAAAAAGAAUGCAGCGCCCACUCCGGUCAGAACAAAUUCAGAAGAAAGAGACAUGGAAGCUGUUUCACAGAAUGCAACCAAGAACGGAGGGCUCUUUCAGAUGAUGGAAAUCACAAGACAGACACUUAAGAAGAUGCGUGCUGACAGUAAAGCUUUGAUGGCUGCCAUGGCAGAUUUAAAUGAGGAGCGGCGUCCUCCAACUCCUAACAGCCCAUUGGAGUAUGAGGAAACCACGAGAAGAGGAGUAAAGAGGACGCAUGAAGCUGCCACGACUGAUUCAAAUGAGGAGAGGCUGCCUCCAGUUCUGACUCCUCAACGGCCUUUUCAGCUUAAGCAUGAGUACACAGCUAAGCAAGAAAAAGAAAACAGUGAAGAAGAGUUUGAAGAGCCCAAGCGUCAAAAGGUGAAAACAGAAUGUGUCUCUUCUGUCGCCACGAGGAGUCCCAGUCACACUGACUCAGAGCAGAACGGACUCUCGUUACCUCCUCUUCCUUCUAGACCCUUCCCCUCCGUCCUGAACAUGGAAGCGGCCUCGUAUAGCAUCCCUCAGAAACUUGAAGUAAAUCUGGCCCUCAUCAGAAACCCCAGCGGCCUCUCUAUCCUCUGGAAAGUGGUGGAGGAAGACCCAUCUGCUCCACCCAUGGACAGUUACACGAUCUUCCUAACUAUGGAAAAGGUUAAGGGCAGUGGCGCUUUCCCAGACUGGAGUAUCCUCGGUGAGGUGAAGGCCUUGAAUUUGCCCAUGUGUGUGCUGGUCAGAAAGUAUAAGCCUGGCCACAGGGUGUGUGCGGCUGUGGUGGGCAAAGAUGUAUUUGGCCGGUAUGGACCUUAUAGUGCAGUCGCUACUUCAGUCAUACCCGAGUAGUCGGGAAGAGGGCAUGGAGCCGCCUAUUUAAAUUUCCAGGUACUCACUCUUGAGUUUGUGCUGGACAGCAUGGACAGUCCUUGUGCUGAUGUUGUUUCGGGGCCAGUGUUUUGCUCACAUAGUUUUUAAGUACCAUAAACCUUAAUGGUCACAUAAAGCUAAAGAAGCUGCACUUUGUAACUUGUGCCUUUCAUCAAUAUUUUCGGUUCAGAUGGAAAACGGUGAACUUUUAUGUUCUUCUUUCUUUGUCUGCCUUCAGAUUGUUAAGGACAGUGUUGCAUAUCACUAAGGUCACUAUGAUUCAAUUGUUGCAUUAUUAUUAUUGUUAUUGUUGUUAAUAAAAUGUUAUUGUG
This is a messenger RNA of Haplochromis burtoni (Burton's mouthbrooder), 1476 nucleotides long. RefSeq names its product activating transcription factor 7 interacting protein 2 (gene atf7ip2). Gene Ontology annotation, biological process: regulation of DNA-templated transcription. Lineage: Eukaryota; Metazoa; Chordata; Actinopteri; Cichliformes; Cichlidae. Gene Ontology annotation, cellular component: transcription regulator complex; nucleus. The record is from RefSeq and is a predicted model, not a curated record. Gene Ontology annotation, molecular function: protein binding; transcription coregulator activity.